GGCCGCGGCACCGCCCGUGCAGACGAGGCCCCCGUCCGGUCCUCCGGCCGCGAGGUGGCGCUGUUCCCGCGGCGCUUCCCGAGCGGGAGCACGUGGGUCCCGGUACCGACCGAGGAUCCCAGCUCCAUGUUCGCGGAGCAGGGCUGGAACGAUGCAGUGGAGCCGCUGCCCCGCGGCGCCCCCGAGUGCCCGGGUCGACCGGGGCCAACGACGGGGAAGAGACGGCUGCCCGGGACCGGCCGGGACGGCGAGGCGGUGCGGAAGCGGCCCCGGAAGCGGAAGAAGGCCGGCGGGCCGCGGGCCGCGGUGGGGGAGCUCCCGGCCGGUCCCGACGAGCCCCGGGAGAUUGGGCAGCACCCGGACAUAGAUGGCCCGGCUGAGCCGGCGGGGGAGUCCGGGAAGCCGGCGGGGCUGAGCCGGAGGCAGCGGCGGAACCGGCAGAAGCGGCAGCGGGAGCCGCUGGCGGGGUCGGACGGGGAGCGGGGCUCGGGGCCGGGCCCCCCGGAUCCGCCGGGCCCCACGGAGGCUCCUCCGGAGCCCCGCUCGGGCCGCUCGGCUGCGCUCCGCGCGCGAAUGGAGGAGCGGCUGCUCGGCGCCCGGUUCCGGUACCUGAAUCAGCAGCUCUACACCGGCAGCAGCGGGGACGCGGCGCGGCUCUUUCGCGCCGACCCUGCCGCUUUCCACCUGUACCACCGGGGCUUCGAGCGGCAGGUGCGGCGCUGGCCCGAGCGCCCCGUGCAGCGCAUCGUGCGCUACCUGCGCCGCCGGCCAGCGUCGCUAGUGGUGGCGGAUUUCGGGUGUGGGGACUGCACGCUGGCCGCCAGUGUCAGGAACCAGGUGCACUGCUUCGACCUGGUGCCGCUGAGCCCACGGGUCACCGUCUGUGACAUGGCCAAGGUGCCACUGGCGGCUGAGUCGGUGGAUGUGGCCGUGUUCUGCCUGGCGCUGAUGGGCACCAACCUGCAGGAGAUCCUAGGAGAGGCCAACCGUGUGCUCAAGCUCGGGGGGACCCUGAUGGUGGCCGAGGUGGCCAGCCGCUUCGAGGACACCCGUGCCUUCCUGAAGGCCAUGACGCAGCUGGGCUUCAGGACCGUCUCCAAGGAGCUGAAGGGCUUCACUUGCUUGGAUGACCUGCUGCACGUCAAGGGCAUUACCACGCGCAUCCUGGAGCUCAACAGCCAGCGCAUGACGUGCCGGCGGCGCCCGGGCCCCGAGGGGCCCCCACGGGCCAGCCCCACUCCCUUGGGGGACAGUGAGGACCACAGGGCACCUGCAGCACAGGUAAAUGCAGAAGGGUCCCUGCUGCCAGGUGCAGGGAUAAGGGAGGAGGUUUGGCUCUGGGGGAGCUCAGGGGAACCUCACUGGAUUCUGGAGGAGCUUAUGGUUGUGGGUCUGGGGGUUCUCCACCCUGCAACCCCCCACAGUGCUGUUGAGUGGAGCCCCUGUGCUCCAGGGCCAUGGCUCUCACUGGCAGCCAUCCAGCAGCACUCCCAGCCCCCACCCCUCUCCUGGUCUCCAGCAGCCCAAGGCUGGUGUGGAGCCAGCCCUGCCCCCUGCCUGUUCCCUGCUCAGGUGGUGGCUGAAGAGGAGGAAGAGGAGGAGGAGGAAGAGGAAGCGCCAGGGCCCUGGGAGCCAGAGCCACCCUGGAAGGGUACCCCCAGGUCCGGAGCAGACCCUGAUGGUUCUGGGGGGCAGGGACCACAGGAGCCUCCCAGGUCCACCAGGGAGCAGGAGGAGGAGGAGGAGGAAGAAGAGGAGGAGGAGGAGGAGGAGGAGGAAGGGAGCUGCUGCAGCGAGGAGGGGGAAGACAGCAGCAAUGUAUACCUGUACUACACCCUGGGAGAGCGCUGGAUCGACUACCUGCAGCGCACUGGGGAUGGGGGGCUGCUGCGGCACCUGCGCCCCAAGAUGAAGCGGAAGUCAGAGAACGGGCCGGACGGCCGGGCCUUGUCCCCCGGGAAGAAGCUGUGCAAGGGCUCUGACUAUGGCAGGACACUGGGUCCCUGCACACCCAGCCCCACCACCACCUUUGGGGACCUGCGUAACGCCAAGGUGGGGCAGGCCCGGCGCCGUCGCAUCCCCUCGGUGGCCCCCCCACCUGAGCUGCAGGACUGGCUCCGCACCUUCCAGCGCUGGAGCGGCCCUGAGAAGCUGCUGGCCCUGGAUGAGCUCAUUGACCGCUGCGAGCCGGCGCAGAUCAAGUACAUGAUGCAGGUCAUCGAGCCCCAGUUCCAGCGGGACUUCAUCUCCCUGCUGCCCAAGGAGCUGGCCCUGUACGUUUUGUCUUUCCUGGAGCCACGGGACCUGCUCCGUGCUGCCCAGACCUGCCGCUACUGGAGGGUCCUGGCCGAGGACAAUCUGCUCUGGAGGGAGAAGUGCCGUGAGGAAGGGAUCGAGGAGCCUCUACACCUGCGGAAGCGACGCCUGCUCAGCCCUGGAUUCAUGUACAGCCCCUGGAAAUUCGCCUUCCUGCGCCAGCACCGCAUCGACAUGAACUGGCGUAGUGGAGAGCUGCGGCCCCCCAAGGUACUGAAGGGCCAUGACGACCAUGUGAUCACCUGCCUGCAGUUCUGCGGGAAUCGCAUCGUAAGCGGCUCUGAUGACAACACGCUCAAAGUGUGGUCAGCUGUCACAGGGGAGUGUGUGCAGACGCUGGUGGGCCACACCGGCGGGGUUUGGUCCUCCCAGAUGAGGGACAGUGUUGUCAUCAGUGGCUCCACUGACCGCACGCUCAAGGUGUGGAACGCUGAUAGCGGCGAGUGCGUGCACACACUGUACGGACACACAUCGACCGUGCGCUGCAUGCACCUGCAUGGCAACAGGGUGGUGAGUGGCUCCCGGGACGCCACACUGCGGCUCUGGGACAUCGAGACGGGGCAGUGCCUGCACGUGCUGAUGGGGCACGUGGCAGCCGUACGCUGUGUCCAGUAUGAUGGCAACAAGGUGGUCAGUGGUGCCUAUGACUACACGGUCAAGGUGUGGGACCCUGAGAGCGAGAGCUGCACCCAUACACUGCAGGGGCACACCAACCGCGUCUACUCACUGCAGUUUGAUGGGACACACAUCGUGAGUGGGUCCCUGGACACAUCAAUCCGCGUGUGGGAUGUGGAGAGUGGGAACUGCCUGCACACACUCAUGGGGCACCAGUCGCUCACCAGUGGGAUGGAGCUGCGAGACAACAUCCUCGUGUCCGGCAACGCUGACUCCACUGUCAAGAUCUGGGACAUCAAGACGGGGCAGUGCCUGCAGACACUGCAGGGUCCCAGCAAGCACCAGAGCGCUGUCACCUGCCUGCAGUUCAGCUCCAAGUUCGUGGUGACCAGCUCGGACGAUGGCACAGUGAAGCUGUGGGACCUGAAGACAGGGGAGUUUGUGCGAAACCUUGUGGCCCUGGAGAGUGGGGGCUCGGGGGGGGUCGUGUGGCGCAUCCGUGCCUCCAACACAAAACUCGUGUGCGCCGUGGGCAGCCGCAACGGCACUGAGGAGACCAAGCUGCUGGUGCUGGACUUUGAUGUGGACCUUAAGUGACCCCGGCCAGCCCGGGGGUCCCGCGGGAGGGGUGGCCCCGGCGCAGGCGCUGGCCCCCGCGGGCAGGACAGAGGGGAGGCCGGGCCGGGCCUUAUUUAUAUGCGCGGGAGUGCCCGGCCGGGCCUGCAGGAGCAUGUUUUGUACACGGAAUAUAUCAAUUUAUUUCUGUA
Corvus hawaiiensis (hawaiian crow) is the source of this 3698-nucleotide messenger RNA. RefSeq names its product ribosomal RNA processing 8 (gene RRP8). Gene Ontology annotation, biological process: cellular response to glucose starvation; regulation of transcription by glucose; ubiquitin recycling. The transcript has 17 exons. Gene Ontology annotation, cellular component: nucleus; rDNA heterochromatin; chromatin silencing complex. Gene Ontology annotation, molecular function: methyltransferase activity; ubiquitin binding. NCBI's taxonomy places the organism in Eukaryota, Metazoa, Chordata, Aves, Passeriformes, Corvidae. Bases 127 to 3528 code for a protein of 1133 amino acids. The record is from RefSeq and is a predicted model, not a curated record.